UCCGGCGUUGUGCAUGUGCAUUUCCUCCAUCGUCCGCUGUUUUGGUUGAGAAGAAGGCAAAAUAGCGAGUGUCCGUGCACUUCAUUGAGAUGUCUGCGGCAUUACGUGUGGUCUACACCGUAUCCAGGCCAGGGUCAUUUCUGGCCAGUCAAAAUCUUGUACGUCCUCUCAGCCUAUCCGCACACAGAGCAGGGAUUAAAUAUGUUAAUAAUCAGGAGGAAGCCACAGAUAUGAAGUCCAUCACGGACCGUGCAGCUCAGACUCUUUUGUGGACAGAGCUGUUCAGAGGUUUGGGAAUGACCAUGAGCUAUCUUUUCCGUGAACCUGCCACAAUCAACUACCCGUUCGAGAAGGGCCCUCUAUCGCCCCGUUUCCGUGGCGAGCAUGCGCUGCGCAGGUACCCCUCUGGAGAGGAGCGGUGCAUUGCAUGUAAACUUUGUGAGGCCAUUUGUCCAGCCCAGGCCAUCACCAUUGAGGCAGAACCUCGUGUUGACGGCAGCAGGCGAACAACGCGCUAUGACAUAGACAUGACCAAAUGCAUCUACUGUGGCUUUUGCCAGGAGGCCUGCCCUGUGGAUGCUAUUGUAGAGGGUCCCAACUUUGAGUUCUCCACAGAGACUCAUGAGGAAUUGCUUUAUAAUAAGGAGAAACUCCUCAACAAUGGAGACAAGUGGGAGGCGGAGAUUGCUGCCAACAUCCAAGCUGACUAUCUGUACAGAUAAACAAAUGUCAUGGACUGUCUCAUCUCAACGCAAUAUGCUCUUCAUAUUGCUCUCUUACCAGUAAUAACAGUUUCAAUUGCAUAUGGAAGAUUUGGUUUUAGACAGUUACUGUUGUGCUAAGUGCACAUUUUCAAAGCCCAGGGACUGGCUUUUUUUGAAGAUGCACAUACUUUUUGAUUUCUUUCAAUGUGAGCACACAUAUAGAUGCUCAGUUUUGAAAUUAAGUUCACACUUUCUUAUCCGUAAACUACAGCAGCCUUAAAGUGGUGCCUCACAUUGAAACAUUUCUCUGUGCUAAAGCUGUCAUUUUGACUUUGGAAUUUCAACACAGUAUCACUGUCACACAGCAACUGUUGAGAUAUGUUGUGUAAUAUUAAACAGUCUAAUGGUAGGAUAACCAAGUUGUUCCUGAAAAUCACCAAGGAUGACGCACUAAUUUGAAGCCAAUGUUACAUUCUCAUUUUGAGGCAUUUGAUUCCAUCCUUCCCAUUUUCAUCCUUCUUUUCUUAUUUUGACCAUCAGUGGAUUUAAAUGAAAA
This is a messenger RNA of Sinocyclocheilus rhinocerous, 1260 nucleotides long. RefSeq names its product NADH dehydrogenase [ubiquinone] iron-sulfur protein 8, mitochondrial-like. The transcript is spliced from 7 exons. The coding region runs from base 90 to 722 and encodes 210 amino acids. Gene Ontology annotation, biological process: mitochondrial electron transport, NADH to ubiquinone; mitochondrial respiratory chain complex I assembly. Gene Ontology annotation, molecular function: NADH dehydrogenase activity; 4 iron, 4 sulfur cluster binding. NCBI's taxonomy places the organism in Eukaryota, Metazoa, Chordata, Actinopteri, Cypriniformes, Cyprinidae. The record is from RefSeq and is a predicted model, not a curated record. Gene Ontology annotation, cellular component: membrane; respiratory chain complex I.